AUGGAGGAUCAACACUUGGAGUCCCUAGAAAAGAUAAGAAAAGUAUGGAAAGCCAUCAUAGACAAGUACUCGAACCUUCCAGAAGGCGAGCAGGGUGAUGUUUUGGACCUGCGGUCCGGGGAAAUUAUUGAGGACUCGGGCCAUUUGCGUUCUAUGAAGGAUUCCACGCGUCAACGCGAUAAUGUGUGGAAAAGUCUAUUUUUUGCAGAAGUCAAGGAGCAUCAAAUUAAGACCAAGGGGGGGUCAAAGGGGGCUCUGAUAGCACCCAAUAGGAUUGAUCACGGAGUGGGUGGAUUGUACAAUGGGAUUAAUUCAAAAAAACUGGCAAACAUUGCAGCAAGUGGGCGGAAAGAAGCUAAAAAAGACGGAAAUUCGUACAGUGAGGCUGGAAAGUCCACGAAAGGGCAAUAUAAGGCAGCUGGAAGAACACGAAUGGGCACGGAAAUCUCGUUUCUAGAGUCAGGGGUCGAUAACAGGUGUGCGAGGCACAAAGACGGGACGAUUGAGUCGAUUCCUAUACUUACAGAUUCGGAGGAAGAAGCAAGAGAAGAGCAAUACUACGAUGAAUUGCUUCUGGAAGACCCCAACUACUUCCACUCGACGCGCCGGCUGCAGAUAACGACCCGCUCGACCGUCUCCGAGACUGAUAACCUCACAGUUUUGCCCGGAAAAGGCGCAAGCUCAAAAACUUACUACAUGACAUCUAGAGCAAGAAUCAAGGAGGGAACUCCGGCCAAGGCUGUGCCGAGACCGGGUGCUGGCGAUCCCAGCAUGGAAGAAGACCCUCUUGUGUUCCAGAAGCCCAGAUAUGUGCCUGCAGAAUGUCCUGGAAUGCAUUCUUCAAGUCCACUUUGCAGUGUAAAUCCUAAUGCAAUUAACGUUUGCAUUCUAACAGCGUCGCGAGUGCGGCGGAUGCGCGCGGCUAUACGGAGGAGCAACAUGAAAUCCGGGAAUUUCAGGCUGAAAAGACUUGUGUGGAACUAUUUUGUGCAUUGCAAGAGACGAAAACGGCACCUGGCUGGCAAAAAUGCUCUGAAUUCAUGA
This is a messenger RNA of Brettanomyces bruxellensis, 1044 nucleotides long. RefSeq lists its product as uncharacterized. Gene Ontology annotation, cellular component: nucleus. Lineage: Eukaryota; Fungi; Ascomycota; Pichiomycetes; Pichiales; Pichiaceae. The transcript has a single exon. The record is from RefSeq and is a predicted model, not a curated record. Bases 1 to 1044 code for a protein of 347 amino acids. Gene Ontology annotation, molecular function: histone binding; protein heterodimerization activity.